This is a messenger RNA of Diorhabda sublineata, 399 nucleotides long. RefSeq names its product proline-rich nuclear receptor coactivator 2-like. NCBI's taxonomy places the organism in Eukaryota, Metazoa, Arthropoda, Insecta, Coleoptera, Chrysomelidae. The transcript has 2 exons. Bases 1 to 399 code for a protein of 132 amino acids. Gene Ontology annotation, cellular component: nucleus. The record is from RefSeq and is a predicted model, not a curated record.
AUGGCAAUGGCUAUGAAACACUCAGAGGGUGGAAGAAUAGUUGGUAUAAAUUCACGUGCUCUUAAACAUCCCUCCAAAGCUCAUUAUCAUCAGGGCACUUACCCCAAGAAUUCUUCAAAACGAGGAGAAUCUUCCUUUCAAAUGCUGAACUCUACAAGGGGACACUCACCUAAUGGAUCUGGUUCUCGUACACCGCCCAGUUUGGUGGCAGGCCACUAUGCUGGCUGCAAGUUUUCAGAGCCCCCUUUGCCUUCGGCUCUACCACUGCCUCCGAAACAUUGGACGCAGGCAUUCCGACCGACGAGGUUGAAUUUCCACUCGCAUUUAGCGAUUCCUGCAUCUUCCGAUCACAGGGACGUAACACAGCAACUUAAAAUGUUGCUAAAGGUUCAAGCCUGA